Messenger RNA from Coccinella septempunctata (seven-spotted ladybird), 1913 nucleotides. RefSeq names its product fatty acyl-CoA reductase wat-like. The coding region runs from base 221 to 1756 and encodes 511 amino acids. Gene Ontology annotation, biological process: long-chain fatty-acyl-CoA metabolic process. Gene Ontology annotation, cellular component: peroxisome. The record is from RefSeq and is a predicted model, not a curated record. Lineage: Eukaryota; Metazoa; Arthropoda; Insecta; Coleoptera; Coccinellidae. The transcript has 9 exons. Gene Ontology annotation, molecular function: alcohol-forming very long-chain fatty acyl-CoA reductase (NADP+) activity.
AAGAAUCCAUAAAGAAAUGAACGCACACUGGUAUCAUUUAUUACUUAAGCCAUCGAUUUUCUCGAUGGAGGUACCAAGAGAUCGAUUUUGACUAGUUAUUUAUUGUUUUUUUACGUGUUUUGUUUACCGACAGGUGUUUAUUGUUUCAUUUUGUGGAUUUUGACUUGAGGAAUUGAGAAUUUAGUGCCUUUUUCAAGCCAUUUCGUACUGGAGUUUCGAAAUGGUGAACUCACAGAUUUUAAACUUUUACGAAAACGCCAACGUCUUCAUCACUGGGGGAACUGGCUUCCUUGGGAAGAUACUGAUAGAAAAAUUACUUAGGAGUACAUCAGUGUCUACUUUAUACCUCUUGGUGAGGCCAAAAAAAGGCAAGGAUGUAGAAACGAGAAUAAAGAAUAUAUUUGAAGAUGUGAUUUUCCAAAGGCUGCACGAGGAAUGCCCCAAGUUCAUACAUAGGAUCGUGGGGGUGAGUGGAGAUGUUUCUCUGCCCGAUUUGGGGAUAUCCAAGACGGACAGACAGAUGCUGACAGAAAAAAUUGACAUAAUAUUCCACGUAGCAGCCACGAUGAGAUUUGAUGAGAAUUUGAAACACGCCUACUGCGUGAACGUUAAAGGUGCUCAAGAAAUCUUGAAACUUGGGAAGGACAUGAAGAAUCUUAAGAGUUCAAUGCAUGUUUCCACAGCCUUCUCGAAUUGUCACCUCGAAGAGAUCGAGGAAAGGUUUUACGACCAGCCUAUACAUUACGAGGAAAUUGGACAUGUGUUGGAGAAAAUGACUGAAUCAGAAGCGGACAAACACACUAAAAGUAUAAUAGGACCAUGGCCAAACACCUACACCUACACGAAAGCCCUAGCUGAAACAAUGAUCAGAGAUUCAAGUGGAAAUCUACCAAUAGGAAUUUUCAGACCCUCCAUAGUUAUUUCCACCCAUAAGGAACCCAUCGAAGGGUGGAUCGAUAACCUUUACGGACCUACUGGUGUAUGUGCAGGGGUGGCUCUAGGAUUACUGAGGGUCCUGCUGUGCGAUCCACAUAAAAAAGCCGAUUUAGUACCUGUAGAUAUGUGUGUGGCUGCUCUGAUAGCAGCGGCUUGGGACACAGCCCAAAAGAACAAGACCAGAAGUAGCCCUGAAGAUAUACCUAUUUAUAACUAUGUGUCUAUGGAUAACAACAUGACUUGGGAAGAGUAUUGCAAGAUAAACACGAUGUAUGGGUUCAAGUACCCCUUGAGCAAGUGCGUCUGGGUGCACUCCCUUAAUUUCACCAGGAACGUGUACAUGUAUAUGUUUUUGAAACUGAUCUACCACCUGCUUCCUGCCCUUUUGCUAGACGGGGUCAGUACGAUAUGCUUCAAGAAUCUGGGGAUGCUGAAUAUGUAUAGAAAAAUUCACAAAUUCUCGAACGUUUUAUCAUUUUUCUCGACUAGAGAAUGGAAAUUUUCCAACGAUAACGUGAUCAAAUUGUGGAAUAAACUAGACGACACUGAAAGGAAAUUGUUCUUUUUUGACAUGAAAUCUUUGGACCUCUGGGCGUAUUACAAGACCUAUUUUUACGGUAUAAGGAGAUAUAUCAUGAAGGAUUCGGUAGAUUCGUUAGAGGCAGCUAAAAGAAAGCAGAGAAUUUUUGCCAUCCUGCACAAAAUUUUGCUGGUUUCACUCUAUUUCACGGCGUCCGUCCUGGUUUGGAAUUUGUUUCAGAGGUUCACAGUUGGUGAACAGAAACCCUGUGUAGAUAUUUCAAACUCAAUAGCUUUAUGAAUUUCCACGGAAAUUUUUUUUUAAUAAUUGUUAACAUAUUUAUACGUCGCGUUAGGGAUAUUUGUUUCAGUUGUAGAUUGUCAGGUCUUGGAGUUACCAAAUGAAGCAUCAUUGUACAUGUUUAGAUUGUAAGUGAAAAAUAUAUUUGUUUAUUUAA